CACAUGACGAGUCCCUGAGUAUGGCUGUUUUGUUGUGACUCGGAACACCAGAACCAAGUUGUUUCUGUUCCUACGGACAUGGCGGACGAGGAGAAAACGCCACUUCUCGGCGGCGGGGAGGCGGAUAAAGGAGGCCCCUCAGACGUGGACGCAGCUGCAGCCAUUGCCUCAGCUCCUCCACUUCCUGAAGAGCCUCCUCCCUACUCAGUGCUGCCAGCAGACAGUUCGGUGGUGAAGUGUGGCGUGUGCCUUUCGCCAAUCAGCGUCAACAAUCGCAGCAAACAGCACCUUGUCAAGUGUCCGGCCUGCCACGAGGCAACGCCUCUUCAGAACCCUCCCGCCGGGAAGAAGUACAUCCGCUGUCCCUGCAACUGCCUCCUGAUCUGCAAGGCGACGUCCCAGCGAGUGGCCUGCCCCCGUCCCUCCUGUAAGCGAAUCAUUGAGCUUGGCGCUGGAGGAUCAAGUUUCGUCAGCCCUCAACUGCAGCCGUGUGGGUCCAGAGUGAGCUGUGGACACUGCUCUCAAGUGUUCCUGUGGAAUGACUUGACCAAUACGAAGCGAGCAAGAUGUCCCCACUGCCGAAAAGUGUCGUUUGUUGGACGCAGGUACCCCUGGCGACGCUUUCUUUACUUUUUCAUGACUGGCUUGUUCUUCGCUGCCAUCACUGGAAUACUCGCGGGUUGUACCUGGGCGGAAGCGAGGGAACAUGGAGCGAUAUACGCCGUCUGGACGGUGCUUCUGAUUCUGUGUGUGGUUAGUUUCGGCUGGUCUAUUUACUGGCUCCGCAUUAAAAUAAGCGAGCCUGUUCAGAGUUACACCUAAAACAACAGCAGACGGCGAAGUCGCUACAAGGGAUGUCCUGAUCCGAUCUCAGAGAUGGGUAUCGGGGCCGAGCGUGGCAUUUUUAAUUGUCGGCUUUAUUUAGCACAAAUUAGAAUUAAGCCUGACCCUUUGUUUUUGGCUAAAAAACAUGCAGUGUAGAAAGUGAAAGCAGUCCAACGACCAUUUGCAGAGGCGGUAGUAAAAGAUUUAAUACUACCAAUCUGAUGUGGCACCUAAAAGGUGAACACUCGAUAAGAACACCGCAGGAAGCAGCACUCAUGAUGACGCACCGACACUUUCAGGAUGUUUUUAAGAGGAGAGAGCGACAAAACCAAAAAUAUUACAGGGACGGCAACUGAACUCAUCCAGCUGGAUGAGCAGGCCGUCGCUGUUGUGGAGAACACAGGGUUUCACGUUACACCUUCUGGACUCUGUAGAGUGCAGGAUCCAACUGGGACUCGAUAUUUAAAACCUUGGACCGGAUGGAGGCAAAGAAAUGAUCGGGACAUCCCUAGUUGCUACAAAAGAUGAAAAUAAUCCGUACGUAAGAGGCUAAUGUUACGUUCUUGGGUGUUGUGUUAGUGCCUUUAUGAAGGGACCGAAGCCUGUCGUCUCCAUUCAGUUUUAUUUCAUUCACAUUUAAAGCAGCAUUAGUUGGAAAUCUAGGAAAAGGGAAAAAGAGAAACUAACAAAAAAAUGCAUAAUAAAUUCCGCCACUACGUCUUACUGCUAAUGUCGACUUGAUUUCUACGAUAUCACCGGAUCUGAGGUGCAGAAGUCUUGGAAACUGAAUAAACUUCAAGUAUGCUGGAAGUUUAUUGUAGUUCUUUUGUUUUUUUCCUAUAAAAUAUUGCCUACCUUAGUUUUAAGGCAUGUAAUAUUGCAACAAAAAAAAAAAGACAAAUAAGAUAGCACUUCUGCCAAACAACUCUGGUUUUGGUUACAUUUCCAUUUAACUUCCACCUUCUUGGACCCGGUUAUAAUUUAUGAAAAUAUUGUGUGGUAAUGGUGAAUUAUAUGCAGUCAGUCACAUGACGAUGAUCAUUUUGUAGAGCUGGUUUAACUGAUGAAUUGUAGAUAGAUUAUUAUCGAACCUAAUUUUGCACCUUUCUUUUUUAUUGUCUUAUUGUAAAUCAGGCUGUUGACUAUUAGGCGCACACAUCUCUAGAUGUAAAGGAUCUUCGCUCCUGUUGUUUUUUCUUAUAGUUGCGUUUAAAGUUCUUUAAUUCUGACAUGUUUUUUUUUCUAAUUGUAUGUGUAUCAAAUGACAAGAAUAAAUGAAUAAACUCGACUUUAACAGUU
Molecule: messenger RNA, 2124 nt
Organism: Stegastes partitus (bicolor damselfish)
Lineage: Eukaryota; Metazoa; Chordata; Actinopteri; Pomacentridae
Product: transmembrane protein 55B-A-like
Exons: 7
Coding region: 79-822 (247 amino acids)
Biological process (GO): phosphatidylinositol dephosphorylation
Cellular component (GO): phagocytic vesicle membrane; lysosomal membrane; plasma membrane
Molecular function (GO): phosphatidylinositol-4,5-bisphosphate 4-phosphatase activity
Source: RefSeq, a predicted model, not a curated record